Molecule: messenger RNA, 2069 nt
Organism: Rosa rugosa (rugosa rose)
Lineage: Eukaryota; Viridiplantae; Streptophyta; Magnoliopsida; Rosales; Rosaceae
Product: pentatricopeptide repeat-containing protein At2g02750
Exons: 1
Coding region: 210-2069 (619 amino acids)
Biological process (GO): RNA modification
Molecular function (GO): RNA binding; protein binding
Source: RefSeq, a predicted model, not a curated record
UAUUUACCGGCGGAUACUUACAAGUUUUUCAAGGUGAAAAACCUUAAAACCAGAAGAGUCUGUCCACUCCCAUAAUUUACCUGCGGUGGUCAGCUACUAAAGCUAAAUUUUGUUUGUCCAAAAAAAAAAAAAAAAAUAAAAUAAAAUUUGAGGGACCCGAAUAUUAUACAAGUCAAAAUGUGGUAAUGGGUUAGCCAUUUUCGAAACCCAUGAAGCGCGAAAUAGGCAGACUAGUCGCUGAUGGCUUAUACAGAGAAGCCCUAUGCUUAUAUACUCAACACCACUCCGCUUCUUUCCCCCCUCACAAAUUCACAUUCCCUCCACUUCUCAAAGCCUGUGCCAAGCUCCGAUCAGCCCCUCAAGCCCAAAUGGUCCACACCCAUCUCCUCAAAACCGGGUUCUUCUCCGACGUCUACUCAGCCACCGCUCUCACCGACGCUUACAUGAAGCUCAAUCUCAUGGACGAUGCGCUCAAGGUGUUCGACGAAAUGCCUGACCGAAACUUGGCUUCGGUAAACGCUGUGAUUUCCGGGCUGUUGCAUAAUGGACAUCGCAGAGAGGCUUUAAAGGUGUUCAAGAGCGUUGGUUUUGGAGGGUUCGGGUUGAAUUCGGUUACUAUAGCCAGUGUGCUUUCGGCGUGUGACAAUGCGAAGGAGGGGAUGGGAAUGCAUUGCGCGGCGGUGAAGCUCGGGGUUGAGAGUGAUGUUUAUGUUGCUACAUCAGCUGUGAGUAUGUAUUCGAGCUGUGGGGAGUUGGUUUCUGCUGCAAAGUUGUUUGAAGAUAUGCCUGUCAAGAAUGUGGUGAGCCAUAAUGCUUUUAUAACAGGGCUUAUGCAGAAUGGGGUUCCAAGGGUGGUGUUGGAUGUGUUUACGAAAAUGAGAGCAUGUAGAGGUGAAAAUCCGAAUUCAGUGACAUUGGUUUCGGUUCUCUCUGCUUGUGCUAGUGUUUUGUAUCUCGGAUUUGGCAGGCAGGUUCAUGGUUUGAUCGUGAAAAUUGCGAGUGGGAUUGAUGCUAUGACUAGAACAGCGCUUGUGGACAUGUAUUCCAAGUGUGGGUGUUGGCAGCUCGGGUACCAAAUAUUCGAAGAUCUAGAUGAAACAAGGACCUUGUUUAUAUGGAAUGCCAUGAUUGCAGGAAUGAUGUUGAAUGCGCAGUGGGAGAUUGCUGUUGAGCUUUUCGAACAGCUAGAAUCUGAAGGGUUUAAGCCUGAUUCAGUGACUUGGAAUUCAAUGAUCAGCGGGUUUUCACAACUAGGGAUGGGAAACGAAGCUUUCAAGUAUUUUAAGAGAAUGCAAUCGACUGGUGUAGCUCCGAGUUUGAAAUCUGUCACUAGUCUUUUGCAAGCCUGUGCAGAUUCAUCUGUUCUGCAAUGUGGACAAGAGGUUCAUGGGCAUGCAAUUAGGACUGAUAUUAGCAGUGAUCUGUUCUUUUCAACUGCUCUCAUUGACAUGUACAUGAAAUGUGGGCAGUCUUCUUGGGCAAGAAGAGUUUUUGAUUCCUUUCAUGUAAAACCUGACGAUCCAGCAUUUUGGAAUGCAACAAUAUCUGGGUAUGGAAGAGAAGGAGAGAAUGAAUCUGCAUUUCGAAUAUUUGACCAGAUGCUCGAAGAAAAAGUACAACCAAAUGCAGCAACUUUUAUAAGUCUUCUAUCUAUGUGUAGUCACAGUGGUUUAAUUGACAAGGGAUGGCAAAUUUUUAGGAUGAUGGAUAGAGAUUUUGGAAUAAAACCAGAUCCGAAACAUUAUGGUUGUAUGAUUGACCUUUUAGGUAGAUCAGGCAGGUUGGAUGAAGCCCGGGAAUUAACACACGAGUUAUCAGAGCCUUCUGGAUCAGUUUUUGCUUCUUUGCUAGGUGCUUGCGAGUCCCAUUUAAAUCUAGAACUGGGGAAAGAAAUGGCCAUAAAACUUUCAGAAUUAGAGCCAGAGAACCCUACACCUUUCCUGAUACUGUCCAAGAUAUAUGCUGGGCUUGGGAGGUGGAAGGAUGCAGAAAUCAUUAGGGGAAUGAUGGAUGAUCAAAAGUCAAGAAAGCUCCCUGGCUUUAGCUUAUUACAAUUGCAUGAAAAAUAG